AUGAUUGAAGAACUGAACAAUUUAAACUCCACCAUUAAAUUUACUUUGACGUACAGCCCAGAUAAAAUCCAAUUCUUGGAUGUGGAGAUAUUCCGGAAGGAUCGAAACAUUGGACAUCGAUUAUUUAGAAAACCCUCAGACCGCAACACGCUGCUACACGCCAACAGCGCUCAUCCCAAAGCCCUAAAGGAGUCUUUACCUAUUUCGCAAUACUUAAGAGUGUACAGGAAUAAUUCGGAGGAAAGCACAUGUAAAACUCAACUAGAGGACAUGACCAGAUCCUUUGUGGAACGAGGAUACACAUAUAAAGUGCUCCAAGAAUGUCAAAUAAAAGCAGAAAAUAUAUACAGGGGCAUAUCUACUAAACAACUUCAAAAUCUGCCCAGAAUUACGAUCCCUUUAUCAUACCACACGGAGAGCCAGAGAUUUUCCCACAGGAUUAAAGGGAGAUGGGACAUCUUAUCCAGCGACAGAACACUUAAUCCGUUUUUUUUACAGAAACCAAGGGUCGCAUAUUCACGCAACUGA
Pelobates cultripes (western spadefoot toad) is the source of this 528-nucleotide messenger RNA. Lineage: Eukaryota; Metazoa; Chordata; Amphibia; Anura; Pelobatidae. The record is from the annotation of a GenBank genome assembly.